Osmia bicornis bicornis is the source of this 5996-nucleotide messenger RNA. It is a transcript of the gene nAChRbeta1, whose product is annotated as acetylcholine receptor subunit beta-like 1. Gene Ontology annotation, biological process: monoatomic ion transmembrane transport; regulation of membrane potential; signal transduction. The transcript has 5 exons. The record is from RefSeq and is a predicted model, not a curated record. Gene Ontology annotation, cellular component: synapse; postsynaptic membrane; neuron projection. Lineage: Eukaryota; Metazoa; Arthropoda; Insecta; Hymenoptera; Megachilidae. Bases 405 to 1964 code for a protein of 519 amino acids. Gene Ontology annotation, molecular function: transmembrane signaling receptor activity; acetylcholine-gated monoatomic cation-selective channel activity.
UAAAGUAGAUCAACAGAUCCACCUAGAAACGAAGCAGACUGCGCAUCUGUGAAAGGCAUAGUUCGUGAGCAACCCUGCCCAGACCAUCCCCUAAAACGGUGUUCCUCGUGUCGCACCCUAAUAAUCAAGUUCGAGCAUCACCCAUUGCUUCGACCGAACACGAACAUCUCGUAAACGAUUAGAAGAAAGAUUGAACGAAUAAGGGACAUACUUUGUGGAUAAUAAAUAAGGUCGAGUGAAAGGGUUGUUAAUUAAUAAGACGAUCAUGGAACAGGGUGUGUAUCGAUGGAUCGGGCGGCAAGAAAGGAAAUGCAUUUACUGGCGAGCGUCUGCGUGCUCAUAUUGAUCUGUGGCGGUGGCUGUGCAGUGUCUACGGGUGGGACACCUGAAGAAACCUGUCAAAAAUGCAUCUUUGUUUGCGACUCACGCGUUACAUCCUAAUCUCCACGGUAUUUUGCAUCGGUCUCUGUUCCGAGGAUGAGGAGAGGUUGGUGCGAGAUCUGUUCAGAGGGUACAAUAAACUCAUCAGACCUGUGCAGAAUAUGACGGAGAAGGUGCACGUGAAUUUUGGACUCGCUUUUGUCCAGCUAAUCAACGUGAAUGAAAAGAAUCAGAUUAUGAAGUCGAACGUGUGGCUGAGAUUCACCUGGACGGAUUAUCAAUUGCAAUGGGACGAAGCAGACUAUGGAGGAAUAGGAGUCCUUAGGUUACCACCGGAUAAAGUAUGGAAACCGGAUAUAGUACUGUUUAACAACGCUGACGGCAAUUACGAGGUACGGUACAAGAGCAACGUCCUGAUCUAUCCAAAUGGCGAAGUGCUUUGGGUGCCUCCAGCAAUCUACCAGAGUUCCUGUACCAUCGACGUGACGUACUUCCCCUUCGACCAACAGACCUGCAUCAUGAAGUUCGGAUCGUGGACAUUCAACGGGGACCAAGUAUCUCUGGCUCUGUACAACAACAAGAAUUUCGUCGACCUGUCAGAUUAUUGGAAAAGUGGCACCUGGGACAUCAUCAACGUCCCAGCAUACUUGAACAUCUACAAAGGUGAAUUCCCAACGGAAACUGACAUCACCUUCUACAUCAUCAUCAGACGCAAGACACUGUUCUACACGGUGAAUCUGAUCCUUCCCACGGUUCUAAUCUCGUUCCUCUGCGUGCUGGUCUUUUAUCUUCCCGCGGAGGCUGGCGAGAAAGUGACCCUUGGUAUCAGCAUUCUUCUGUCGCUGGUUGUCUUCCUGUUGCUCGUCAGCAAGAUUUUACCACCCACCUCUCUGGUACUUCCGUUGAUCGCUAAGUAUCUCCUGUUCACCUUCAUCAUGAACACUGUCAGCAUCCUGGUGACCGUGAUCAUCAUCAACUGGAACUUCCGUGGCCCUAGAACACACAGAAUGCCACAAUUGAUUAGAAAGAUAUUCCUCAAGUGUCUGCCGACUAUACUGCUGAUGAGAAGACCGAAGAAGACCCGUCUCAGGUGGAUGAUGGAAAUUCCAAACGCCACAUUGCCGACUUCCACAUAUUCUGGCAGCCCCACAGAGCUACCUAAACAUCUGCCAACAUCGUUGACCAAGCCGAAGAUGGAGAUGAUGGAAUUGUCCGAUCUUCAUCAUCCGAAUUGUAACAUCAGUAGAAAGGUUCAUCAUACCACCAGUGGGUCAAGUGCAGCUGGUGGUGAAGGUUUGACUGACAGAAGGGGAUCUGAGAGCUCGGACUCUGUGCUACUUAGCCCUGAGGCUAGCAAGGCUACCGAGGCUGUUGAAUUCAUUGCUGAACAUUUGAGAAACGAGGAUUUGUACAUACAGACAAGAGAGGAUUGGAAAUACGUAGCGAUGGUAAUCGAUCGACUGCAGCUUUACAUUUUCUUCAUCGUGACAACUGCGGGUACCAUCGGGAUCCUGAUGGACGCGCCUCAUAUUUUCGAGUACGUGGACCAGGAUCGUAUAAUAGAGAUCUAUCGUGGCAAAUAAUUCCAUUACAAUCUAGCAAAUUACAAAUGACGUGCCAUCGUCGCCAUAAUUUACGUUCGAUUUAAUUCUAUCAUUUUUAUAACAAUCAAACGCUUAACGCAACAUCAAUUUAAAAACAUUGAAUUUCGUAAACGUUACUUCACAUUAAGAAUUAUUCAUUUGUGGACAAUCGUUUAUUCAAAAAGUUCCAGAAAACAUUUAAAUAAGUCUUCUAUGAUAACUUAAUAUUAUUCAUUCGUUUCUUCCAAUUAAACAUAUCCUUUCAUUUUUUUUUUUAUCAAACAGAGAAGAGUCAUGAAUUAAUAUCAUGAAAGUCAAAAAAACGCUCAGAAUUCCAUCGAUAUUUUAUAAAAAUCAAUCUUUCUAUCGAAGAAAGAUUAUCAACGAUAAGAAAAAUAGACAAAUCGUGUUCACGAAUUUGCCAAGGAACGAAGUUCAAUGCGUCAGAGCGUAUUAAUUAGACUAAUUAAAUUGAACGUUAGAACAUUAUUGAUUUAUUAAAUUCCAAUUUCUAUUAUAUAUUAAUUACGAGUGAAAUUAUAUCACGUAAUGUUCAGUAAUUUUUGAGAAAAAAAAAAGUUGUCGACGAAAAGCGACAGGCAUGGGUUCCCAGAUAUUUUAAUUAUUGUUAGAAUUAAUCAUUGAUUGUCUUCCUUGGAAAUCUUCAUCACGAGCAUGCUGAAGUGAGUGCGGAUUAAAGUCAACGUUAAAAAUGAUUUAACGUUUCAUUGAUAUUGGUCAUUCUUAGAUUGAGCAAUCGUUUAAUCGGGAUUAAGGAUAAACAUAGAGCGUUAGACAUCAAAUGAUUUUGAUAUCAAUACCGUUGCCGUUCUAUUAUAAUCUGGCAGGACUCGUGUAUGAUAACUUAUCGCGAUGCAACAUCGAAGGGUCGUGAUUGGAUUUUUCUACUCCAUCUCGAUCAUCUAUCCUCGGUUGGUUUGGGAAAAAUUAGAACAAUUUAAUUCUAAUUAAUUUAACCAUAUUUAACGCUUUCCGACUCGAUUGUCUUCUAAGCACAAACCUAAUUAAAUUCAAUUACAGCUAAAAAUUCUAUCCUUUAAUUUAAUAUUAUUUAUAAAAUAUCCAAACUAACAUCUAGAAAUCAAUUAAAGAAAAACUUUCAAACGUUUUUCAUUUGCAAAUUGAAAAAUUGAAUAAAAUAUUUCUGGUCAUCUAAUUUUUCCCAAAUUUUUCGGUUCCUCAAACUUGAAGAGGAAUUUCAAACAGAAUCGUGAAACCUGCUAACGACACUGCAGAAGCGCACAUUAGAAGCACAACGUCACGGCCCUGCGUACUUAAUCGUUAUACAUUAUAUAGGAAAAAAAAAGAUAAGGAACUGUGUAUCGUGCGUCUUACACACACACACACAUACACGAACAUACACACAUAUACACACACACAAAGUAAAUAUGAUAUUCACGCAACAUGUAUAUUGUACAGAUGAUUGUUGAAACGGUCAUGUUUUCUCUAAUAGAAAGUUUGCUCCAUUUGCGAAGAGUAUUUAAUGGUUGUCGAAAAAAAAAUAAUAAUAAUAAUAAUAACGAACGUUGAUUUUUCUCAUGAGUAUUGCCUACAGUUGUGCCUCGCGAUAUCAGCCCGAUUGUUACAUGUGAUGUUAAUGUAUGUUAUAACACGUAUACGAGCCACGAUUUUAUUUCGCGAAACUGCAAAAGCGCAGCAAACACUCAAAAGUCACGCUCAACAUCGAUUUUCUUUUCUGAAAUUGAUAUCUCAUUUUAUAUCGAUACAUUGCAUUGCACUAGAAGAGAUACUUUAAUCAUUUGCGAUUAUGUUGAUUAGACAAUUAAUUAGCAAUUUGUGUAAAAAUUUUAAAGACUAUGAAUGGUAACUUUGCUUUUGAAAUCAUUCAUAAAUACCAAAUAUCCUUUGAAUUACAAUUACAAAUUAAUUUAAUUAAACUUAUAAAAAAUAGCUAUUUAAUUAUUAUAAUUAAAAAUAAUUUUAAUUACUUAAUUAAAAAUAAUUUGAAUCAGUAGAAUACACUUGUGAUACAAAAUCGCAAAUGGUUAAAAUAAUAAUUGCAUGUCAUUUUGAUAAUUUUAUAUACUUAACGAUGAAGAUGUAAAAACCUGAACUUCAAACACUCUGAAUCUCUACCACAGCUAAUGUACGAAACGUGUUUGACGGAAAGGUUCAGGUGAAACACAAAGGACGAACUAUAUAAAAAGUGAACUAAUGAAGAAACGAAAAAUUCAUCGUUAAACGCGAUUUAUUGUCCUCCAUGCUUGUAUGGAAAGUUGAUGUGCAUGAGUAUCGCUCGUGGGUUCGAAUUAAGACAGAGUGACACGUGUCUUCCUUGAACGAGAUACAAUAACUAGAAUUUAGUCCCCGAGAAUGAUGUAAUUAGAUGAUGCUUAUUAAUUUCUAUACAUUUUACUUCCAUAUAUUUUAUAGCGUUGUUCACUCGUGAAUGUGAGAUGGGAAUGCCUGUGUAUGAGAAUCAUAAUGAGACGAUUUUAAAAUGCCAUUUUAUGCGCCACGUGCAAUUGAGGAUGUCAGUUCGAUAAUUAUCAUUUUUUCUUUUAAUUAACACGUUGACUACCAUAAGUGGGUGACACUUGAAUUUCCAUAGGUAAUACAUCGCCUAUAUUAUUAAAAUCCUUUGACUCAUCAAAUUAGAGAUAAUCAUAUUAGAUAAUUGAAAAUAAAAUAGAUAAAAAUAUUAAUUAAUACAAUUUUCAUUAGCUUCAGAGUGGCAGUGAACGUGUUAAAGAACGUUUGCUCAAAUUCUCCAUAUUGCAGGGUAUUUUGAAAAAAAAAAAAAAAAUGAAUCAAAAUUUCUUGAUACAAUGAAAAAUUUUUAACAACUGGCAUCUUCGAUUAACCCUAGAAUAUUAACGCAAGCAAUUUUCACGUCCUUUACCUUUUUUAUCCUUUUUCGAGAAGUAUUAAACGUCUGAUUCGACGAUAAUCGUUUAAGUUUUAACAAUGUAACAAAUAUUAUAUAUAGAUAUAUAUAUACAUUUAUAAUUAUUAUAAAUGAUAGUAAUAAUAAAUGCGACUGUUAAAAAACACGUGAAUAUGAAAUAUUCUAGGGUUAAUGUCACUUUUACAGUAUAUUAUAGUAUAUAACAAUUAGAAAGUCAACGACAACAUUGUCAUAUAUUAUUUAUUAAAUUCUUUAUCAAUUACGAAGGUUUCGUUAUUAUUUUAUUUGAUUGAGAUUCUCUCAUUGAUUCUCACGUACAGAUAUCGAAAGCUUGUUUCUAUUUUAGCUGUAAACGUAGUUAACAAAUUCGAAUCGAAUAAGUUAGAUCGUUUUAUCAGCGUUACAACAAUCAAACGAACGUGUUGAAAAAUUGUCGCACAAACAAGCGUGAAUAACGCCAGUCGAUGGAAAGCUUUAAUGAAUCACUGAUUUCUUCCACUUGAACAAUUACAGAAACGUUACAUCACUGAAUUUCAACACUUAAUCGCUUUUAUUCAGAAUUUCAUCCUGACUUUAUACUUUAAAGCAGAGUGGGCCAUUAUUUACGAUAAUUAAUAAUAUUUCAUUUGAAUGAUCUUCGAAUAAAAAAUUAUUUAUUAUUCGUAAAUAUGCCUAGUUCUAUUUUAAAAUACCUCAUAACUAAUCUAUUCUAAUACUUUCUGUCGAACUAACAUCUUUUAAAAUUAAUAAUUGAAAAAUAAAUGAUGUAUUAUCGAAAAUUGCGAAACACUAAUAUUGCCAAAUGAUUAAAAAUGAUGAACAAUCAUUGUAGAAAAAAUUUUUGGAAAAGAUAUUCAAUGAUGAACGUUCAAAAGAAGGGAAAAUGAAGAAAAUUGUUAAAUUUCAAACGAAACUAUGGUUGAAUCUACUAGAGAAAAGGAUGAUCGUACUAGCGAAUGUACAUUAGCUAAUGAUUACGUAAAUACGAAAGAAGGAAGAAAAUAUGAAAUAAGAAAUAUUGUUGAGCCGAACAUUUGUACUUUAUUAUGCAUGAGAAAUGCCGCGAAUAUGUUCAUGCGAUGAAAAAAAAAAAUUGAUUUCUCAUUAAUAGACGUAAUGUUAAGAUAGAUUUAUAGGUAGUU